UUUUCAAUCUUACAUUGAACAAACAGUGAAGUGACCGGGAGCAGACACUGGCAGGGGUAAGUAUCUGCCGGUCGGAGCAGGGCGUGCAGGGCCGGCCUGGCUUCGGCCCGCCGGGAGCUCGAGCCCCUCGUCGAAGAGUUUCCCCCUGGUUCGCCCUCCUUAUUGUCGUUCCAAGAUUGCGGGGGAUACUGUUCCUGAGCAUUUUCACUUUUAAGGCCAGCUCAUCUCUCGGAGGUCCGCGACUCCGUGCUUGUAGUGUGCACUGCAGCUGGGGAUCCGAGGAAUUGCAGACCCGCGUGCGCGUGUAUGGAGCUCUGGGCGGGGGCUGCGCCCGGAGUCGCGCCCCCCGCCCGCCGCCCGAGCCAUGCGGCCCCCUCGGCGCGCCCAGCCGCGGCCACCGGGCCUCCGGGGCUGAGCCGGGAGCGGCGGGAGCAGGAGGCGCUGGCUGCAGAGCGGGAACGGGAGCCGCGGCGGCGGCGGGCAGCGCGGAGGACCCAGUACUAUGGCUGUGUAUUGCUAUGCGCUCAAUAGCCUGGUGAUCAUGAAUAGCGCCAACGAGGGCAAGAGCGGAGGAGGCCCCCGGCCCAGCGGCAGCCAGACGCCUCCACCACCGGGGAGGGCCGCACUGAGCCCCGGCAGUGUUUUCAGCCCGGGAAGAGGCACCUCUUUCCUCUUCCCUCCUGCCGAGCCGUUGUCACCCGAGGAGUCCCGGAGCCCAGGGGGCUGGCGGAGCAGCCCGCGCCGGCUGAGCAGUAGCAGCGGUAGCGGCAGUAGCCCCGGGGGCAGCCCGGGUUGGUCGGGCCGCCUGCGAGGGGACGGGCAGCAGCAGGUGGUGGCCGCCAGCACCCUGUCGCUGCCACCGGAGCCAGAAGAGACCAAGAGGAAGCUGCGGAUCCUGCAGCGCGAGCUGCAGAAUGUGCAGGUGAAUCAGAAAGUGGACUUGUUCGAGGCGCACAUCCAGCAGGCGCAGAGCUCCACCAUUCCAGCGCCCCGCAGCCCACGCCUGGGUAGGGCUCGCUCGCCCUCCCCGUGCCCCUUCCGCAGCAGCAGCCAGCCCCCCGCGAGGGUCCUGGCUCAGAGCGCCCCCGGUGAAGAAAGGAGGACCAAGUCCUGGGGGGAACAAUGUCCUGAGACUUCAAAAGCCGACUCCUCGUCCAGGAGUCCAAAGCUCAGCCGUUGCUUUUUGAGGGACAAGGAAGGAGUGGCACCACUUCCUGACUGGGUCUCCCCGGCAGGACCAGGAGCCCUGGGCCCAGCCACUUCAAUGGGAAUGGAGAAGGGAGACCCUGCCAGGGCCCUGUGUGGCUCGCCUACAGCCACGGAGCGCUCUUCUGGAAGUGUGAGAGGCCAGGCCUCCUCCCCGGAGCUGGGCAGCAGGAGCUUGCUGGUGGCCACCAAAGUGGCAGUGACCACAUCCAUGGGGACACAAAGCCCGCACCCUCCUCCUCUCCUGACUGAGGGGCCAGAAAGGGCUGACAAGCAGAGAGGCGCAGACUCCCUAGUGCAGCCGCAGGAACAGUUUCUGAGUGGUGGGACAAACGCAGCCCUGCAGAUGGCCAGGCCUGGCAGUGGAGAAGCUCCUGGAAAAGCAGAGACGGAAACUGUGUCCUGUGGCAUGCCGGGCACCAGGGUGCCUGAAGUGGAUGAAAGGCCACGGGGGACAACUGUGAACACACCAAGGCUUCCAGCAGUCCUGGGCUUGUUGGGUCCCAGGGAGGCUCCAAGUGGGGGUCCAGUGAUCAGAGGCCUGCAGCAGUGCACUGACCUAGGGCAGGAGGGGACUCGUCAGCGGGGCUUGAUGGGAGGCAGCCUCCCCACACAGUCUAUGCCCGCCAAGGUGGAGGCGGGAAAUUCUGCUGGCAGAAUGCUGGAGCCUUUGGCCUGUUGGGAGGUGGCGAAAGAUCUGAAGGAACUUGAGUACCUUGCUGGGGACCAGGUGAGGGUGCAGCCUGGGAACUCCAAUGCUUGGCUGGGCACCAUGGAGGAUGCCAGGGGGACCUGGACGUGUGACUCCCUGGGGACAUCGCAGGGGAGCUGGGGAAGCCCACCACGGGACUCAGAUGGGCAGCUGAGGCUGGAGCUGCUGUCCCCGGAUGGGAAGGACAGACCUCCUGCCAGAGAGGCCUGUAGCCCCAGCAAUAUCCCCGCAGUCAUCAUUACAGACUUGGGUGCCCAGGAGGACGGGGGUUUGGAGGAGCCCCAAGGAAGCCCUCAUGGCCACCUGCCCAUGAGAAAACUGUCCUCUUCCUCGGCCUCCUCCACGGGCUUCUCCUCUUCCUACGAUGACUCGGAGGAGGACAUCUCCAGCGACCCCGAACGUACCCUGGAUCCCAACGCCGCCUUCCUGCAUACCCUGGACCAGCAGAAACCCAGAGUGAGCAAAUCAUGGAGGAAAAUAAAGAACAUGGUGCACUGGUCUCCCUUCGUCAUGUCUUUCAAGAAGAAAUACCCCUGGAUCCAGCUGGCAGGACACGCAGGGAGCUUCAAGGCAGCCGCCAAUGGCAGGAUCCUGAAGAAGCACUGUGAGUCGGAGCAGCGCUGCCUGGACCGACUGAUGGCCGACGUGCUGCGGCCCUACGUGCCUGCCUACCAUGGGGACGUGGUCAAGGACGGGGAGCGCUACAACCAGAUGGACGACCUGCUGGCCGACUUCGACUCCCCUUGUGUGAUGGAUUGCAAGAUGGGCAUCAGGACCUACCUGGAGGAGGAGCUAAUCAAGGCCCGGAAAAAGCCCAGCCUGCGGAAGGACAUGUACCAGAAGAUGAUUGAGGUGGACCCCGAGGCCCCAACUGAGGAGGAGAAGGCACAGCGCGCUGUGACCAAGCCGCGGUACAUGCAGUGGAGGGAGACCAUCAGUUCCACGGCCACCCUGGGCUUCAGGAUCGAGGGCAUCAAGAAAGAAGAUGGCUCCGUCAACCGGGACUUCAAGAAGACCAAAACCAGGGAGCAAGUGACCGAGGCCUUCCGGGAAUUUACCAAGGGCAACCAGAACAUCCUGAUCGCCUACCGGGACCGACUGAAGGCCAUUCGAGCCACCUUAGAAGUUUCUCCCUUCUUCAAGUGCCAUGAGGUCAUCGGCAGCUCCCUCCUCUUCAUCCACGACAAGAAGGAGCAGGCGAAGGUGUGGAUGAUCGACUUUGGGAAAACUACACCCCUGCCAGAGGGCCAGACCCUGCAACACGACGUGCCCUGGCAGGAGGGGAACCGGGAGGACGGCUACCUGUCCGGGCUCAACAACCUCAUCGACAUCCUCACCGAGAUGUCCCCAGACGACCAGCUGCCCUGAGGCCGGCCGCACCGCUACCCAUACCAGCGCCCUCGCCUCCCACUCUGCUUCCCUUCUGCUCCUCCUCAGUUCUUCCUUCCAUCCUGCUCAGGCUCGAGCCCCAGAACUGACCCUCCCAAGCCGACCUAGGAGGCAGUGGACCCACAGGCUUUCCGGUUCCACUCCUGACUCCAAGGCUUGGGGCCACACGGCCAUGUCAUUUCUGCAGAAUCACCUGCAGCAAAACAAAUGCCCAGACCCAGGUUUGGCUUCCCCUAGAGCUCAGCUGGGCUGAGAGCAGGCCCCGAGGAAGGAGAGAGAGUGGGGACCCCUGGCUGCUGCUGGAACCCUAACAGCUGCCCAGGCUGCUGGGAGGGAUGAAGAGCGUACUCUAGAGGGGCUGCCUGAAGCGUACUGCUGCCCCCUGCUGGCCAUGAUUGCUAGCGCUUCUGCGAAGCACAGCUUGUUCCACAAUGCCGCUUAUGCGGGGCCCAGCAUCAAGUCUGUGUUGAUGGGGUCUGGCCAUCCUGAUAGUCCCGGCACAAAACCACUAGGGGAAAUGCAUAACUGACUGAGCAAAGUCUCCUAGGAUCAGCAGCCCCAGGGACUCCCCAAGGUGCCGUGGGAGCCUUCGUAGGGCUACUUCAGCGAGGGCCUCCCAUCCAUCUGGUGCUGAAUCCCUCUAAAUGUGGGUGUGAGCCAAGAGCCAGAGGCUGAAGCCAGCCCGCCAGUAUUGCCUGAGCUAGGCCCUCCCAGAGGCGUUAGACAAGAGCGGAGCUCUUCCACCUGGAGCUGAUGGCCGCCUAGCCCUCUGAGUACUGGGGGAGAAGGGUGUGGAUCAGGGCAUGGGCAGCACCCACCCUGCCUGUAGAGUUUCCUGGUCCUGCUCCCAUCCCUGCAAGGACACUCUGCUAGGGCCCCCUCACCUCCCUGGUGCUGGUUGGGGCCCUGUCGCAGGGCCAGCAGCAAGCAGAAGUGGGACUUAUGACAUCCUUCUUUUAGUUUUUCUGAAAUAAGUCCCCAGCCUGCAGAGCCCCAACCCCUUUUCCCCCAAGGAUGUACGCAGCCUCCCGGGCACAAGAUCCUUCCUAAGUCUUGCUUGAAUUGUUAAAUCUGUACCAUCCUGCAGCAUGCGGGAUUUGCUCAGAGUGAGGCUGCAGCCAGCUGGCCCAAGCCUCUCGGGGUACCCAUCCCAGCCCCACCCCAGGGCCCCUGGGUCAGCUAUCAACCUGCCCACAUGACACACAGGUUUCCCCUUUGAGUGACAGUUGGUGGGUGGAGGGAGGGACUCACACGGGAUGUAUAAGUGCAGAUCUUAUAAAAGGAAAUCAAACUUCCUGGCUCUCACUCCUGUGUGGGCCGGUUGGCUAAAGGUCACACAUUCUGCCCGGCCAAGCGAGAGCUCCUGGGGCGGCAUGUGAUCGGUGGCGGAGACAGAUGGGGCGUCAGGAGCACAAGCCGGGUAUAGGGUGGGGGUGUAGCCACCUGCUUGUUAGAAAGGGUCCUAGUGGUCUGGACUCCAGCCCAGUCCACAGGAGAGGGAUGUGAGGAUUCUGCAGCCACAGACUGGCCCAAAGUCACCUUCAUCCUUUGUGAAGUAUGCUAAAGCCAACUGAUUGUGUGAUUAUCAUUGCCCAGUGAAUGAUAAGAACCAACAUUCCAGGAGACCAGCAUAGCCUCUUUGCGGGAACACAGCUUCUCCAAGCACUUUCCACCGGCACCAGCAACUGGCAAGCUAUGUGCUAGUAGGCUAAUGAUAGUUUGUCAAAGCCAGUACACAAAGCCCUAGAGU
This is a messenger RNA of Ochotona princeps (American pika), 5057 nucleotides long. RefSeq names its product inositol-trisphosphate 3-kinase B (gene ITPKB). The record is from RefSeq and is a predicted model, not a curated record. NCBI's taxonomy places the organism in Eukaryota, Metazoa, Chordata, Mammalia, Lagomorpha, Ochotonidae. Gene Ontology annotation, cellular component: cytoplasm; nucleus. Bases 503 to 3286 code for a protein of 927 amino acids. The transcript is spliced from 8 exons. Gene Ontology annotation, molecular function: inositol-1,4,5-trisphosphate 3-kinase activity; inositol tetrakisphosphate kinase activity. Gene Ontology annotation, biological process: inositol phosphate biosynthetic process.